This is a messenger RNA of Helianthus annuus (common sunflower), 1004 nucleotides long. RefSeq lists its product as uncharacterized. The record is from RefSeq and is a predicted model, not a curated record. The transcript has a single exon. Lineage: Eukaryota; Viridiplantae; Streptophyta; Magnoliopsida; Asterales; Asteraceae. Bases 230 to 715 code for a protein of 161 amino acids.
CAAAGAAACACAACCACUAUAACUCCAUAAAUACUUGCACCACAAACCACUAGACAAAAAGCUAUACCAAAACAGCUAACACCAACCAAAACCUACCCAAAAACAUACACACAAACAGCCACCAAAACCUACCCAGAAACACACACAAACACCUUCGACACCCACCAAAACCUAUUCAAAAACCACCCACAAAACCCUAAGAGCACACAAAAACACCUAUACACACACAAUGGAAGCCCGACAAAGAUCUUCAGUAACAAUCUGCAAGAAACACCCUAAGCACCGGCAAUCACCAGGGAUUUGUUCCUUGUGUUUACGAGAAAGAUUAUCAAAGAUAUCGAGUUCUUCAUCGAGUGCGGUCACUAAUGCAUCCUCAUCGUCUUCUUCGUCUUCAAUCUCAUCGAUAUCGUCGGCUUAUUCAUCACAGAACACAUCCAAUGCUUCUUCUUACGCUGCAUCUCCAUUGCCAAGCUAUCGAAAUCGUCGAAAGAUCGAUAAUCUUGAUGGAAAAGGGUAUCUUUAUUUGUUGAGGAAGAACAAUGGUCUAUUAAAGAAGAGUAGAUCAAUUACUUUUGUUAGUGAUCAAAGGAAUGUUGUGCAAGAUCAUGAGAAGAAGAAGUUUGGAUUUUUGUCGAAGUUGAUAGGAUCAAAUAGGAGUUCUUCAAGGAUGAUGCAUUCAAGACCAACAAGAGAAACGUUUCUUUCAAGGGUUUGAUUUUGUUUUAAGUUUUCAAAAUAUUUUUUUUUAUAUUUUAAGGAAAAGAAAAAUAGAACCCUUUUUGUGUUACAUGUUAUAUUUACUUUUAUAUUGUAUGGAUGUUGAGGAAAUUCAAAGGAAAGAGAAGUGGGUCAUGGGUGUACGGAUUGUAGAAUCGGAAUAUUAUUUAUUUAUUUUUUAUUAUUUUUAAGAGGGUGCUUAUGAUUGAUUGUAUAUGUACCAAGCUUUACUAAUUGCUUUUAAGAGGGUGCUUAUGAUUGAUUGUAUAUGUACCAAGCUUUAUUAA